AUUUCUCGCCAUAAAAUCUCGUACUUGUUCGUAUAUCCGGUUUCUACGCCAGUGUCGCGGACGCGUCGCGUGGCACGCGCGUCUACGCGAGAAACGCGUCCUUAUGCGUCGGGGUCCAAUAUUGCUGUUAUUGGUAAUAUUAGCCCGUGCUCGGCUGCAUCACAGCCGUUGGACAAUCAGUGGAUCUCGGGGAAUAACGAUCAAUCAAUGCAUUCAAGUGAUAAGGGAUAAGAUACCCCUUAUCCGGUUUAGCAUACAUACUGCAAGGUCAACAUUCCUGAGCGUGAAUGGGAAAAACAAAACAUUCGACAGCGAAUUCGGUGGCGGGGGUUCUUUCUUGUCUUUGUUGGUUUCAGUAUACAGAAUACUAGCUAGUUUAUUCUAUUUUCGGUCUGUCGAGUCUGUGCUGGGCCGUUUUGCCUUGCUUUGGGUGUGCAUUUGCCUUGGUGCACAGGACGUACGUGCCUUCACGAGGCUGUCUGAGAGAAAAGGUUGCAUUGCGUCUCGGGGAUUUCUGCCGUGUAAUCUACAGAGUACAUAUCGUACUUUGUGCGUUGGGUCAUCGACGACGAACUCUUAAAGACUGAUGCGAGGGGCUAGAAGGAACAGACGAAGCUCUGGCAAGCGUCGAGGCCACGACAACAGUGUAGA
Messenger RNA from Aspergillus ruber CBS 135680, 651 nucleotides. RefSeq lists its product as uncharacterized. Bases 104 to 580 code for a protein of 158 amino acids. NCBI's taxonomy places the organism in Eukaryota, Fungi, Ascomycota, Eurotiomycetes, Eurotiales, Aspergillaceae. The transcript is spliced from 2 exons. The record is from RefSeq and is a predicted model, not a curated record.